Molecule: messenger RNA, 718 nt
Organism: Triticum aestivum (bread wheat)
Lineage: Eukaryota; Viridiplantae; Streptophyta; Magnoliopsida; Poales; Poaceae
Product: autophagy-related protein 3
Biological process (GO): autophagosome assembly; nucleophagy; glycophagy
Cellular component (GO): phagophore assembly site; cytosol
Molecular function (GO): Atg8-family ligase activity
Source: RefSeq, a predicted model, not a curated record
CCUGAUGAUGAUAACAUUCUUCUCACCAGAACAUAUGAUGUCAGCAUCACAUAUGACAAGCACUACCAAACACCACGUGUCUGGCUUACAGGCUAUGAUGAGGCAAGAAUGGCAUUAAAGCCUGAACUUUUGUUUCAAGAUAUCAGUCAAGACCAUGCACACAAAACAGUAAAUUUCUAGCUAUCAUGUUUUAUUUACCUCAGUUUUCUGGCAUGCCAUAUUUACCUCGGUUUUCUGACAUGUCAAGUGAAAUACACAAAUAGCUAAUUUAUUCCACAUCAGUAAGUCGGCAUCCAUGAGUUCCUUAAUAGUCGUUCUUAUAAUUUCCACUUAGCCUCCAGCCUCAUGCUUAUAAUCUCUUUGCCAUCAGUAAGUCGGCAUCCGUGACUUCCUUAAUAGUCAUGCUUAUAAUUCCUGGGUUUCUAAUUAAGAUCACUUUGAAAAUCAGGAUCUUAACUAAGAUUGUCUUGAUCUCAAGAGCUGGCUCCUACAACAUUGCAUUUCACCAAGUGAAAUGCUACAUUUCUACUUCUAACCCAUUCUCUCUUUCUUAGUAUUUUUGUUAUGCAGGUUGGAAGAAAAGAAGAAGACCCAGAGAAGAUCUUAGUAAUAAGAUAGUUUUUAGGAAAAUAGAUAUUUAGUUUUAGGUCAUUUCUUGUAAUUUCAGAUAUGGAGUGCUUGUCUUUAGUUUUUGUUUUGACUUUGUGAAACUUGCUAC